GAUGAGGAAAGGAGUCCCCCCGCGUGCGGAGAGGAGGCGCCAGCUGCUCCAUCAGAGGAGCCGCAGCAGCGACGAGCCGGAGUCGCCGUCCAGCAGGGAAGCGACACAGGAGAGAUGAGCACCGCCGGUGAGACGCGUCCAAAGAGGCUCCGGAUCAGUGGAGACGACGGCGUUCCGCCGGACAUCCUCACUAAGGUGGAGGAGUGUUUGCAGCCGUUCCAUCUGUCGGUGGAGGUCUUACGUGGGGUUUCUUCCAAGCUGAGGAGGGACUUGAUCCGAGGUUUGGGAAAACACACCCACCGCCGUGCGCCUGUUAAGAUGCUCCCUACCUUCGUACGUGCCACGCCGGAUGGCACAGAGAAGGGCGACUUCCUGGCCCUGGAUUUGGGAGGCACAAACUUCCGCCUGCUGCAUGUGCGCGUGGAGGAAGACCUGCAGCGCGUGCUGAAGAUGGACUGCAGGAUCUGCGCUGUCCCGCAGGAGCUCAUGGCAGGAUCAGGAGAACAGUUGUUUGACCACAUAGCGUCCUGUCUGUCAGAGUUUCUGGACUCUCUGAAUCUGAAGCAGCAGAUUCUUCCCCUGGGCUUCACCUUCUCCUUCCCCUGUGAGCAGAAAGACAUCGACAAGGCUAUCCUGAUCCACUGGACCAAAGGCUUCAGCUGCUCCGGGGUGGAAGGGAAGGAUGUGGUCCAGUUACUCCGAGACGCCAUCCACAGGAGAGGGGACUAUGACAUUGGCUGGGUGGCCAUGGUGAACGACACGGUGGGGACGAUGAUGAGCUGUGGGUAUCGGGACCAGAGCUGCGAGAUUGGCCUAAUUAUUGGUACAGGAACGAAUGCCUGCUACAUGGAGAAGAUGGAGAACGUGAAGCGGGUGGAGGGGGAGGAUGGGCAGAUGUGCAUCAACACAGAGUGGGGGGCCUUCGGAGAUGACGGUGCCCUGAAAGACAUCCAGACAGAGUUUGACGUGGCGCUGGACAAAACGUCCCUCAACCCUGGUGUCCACACGUUUGAGAAGAUGAUCAGUGGUAUGUAUCUGGGAGAGAUCGUGCGCUUGGUGCUGGUGAAACUGGCCGAGGAUGGACUGCUGUUUGAUGGACAGCUGUCAGACGAGCUGCUGACACACGGGAGCUUUGAGACACGCUUCAUUUCCCACAUAGAGGAGGAGGAGUCUGGUCUGGAGAAAGCUCGGGAGAUCCUGGUGGGUUUGGGUCUGGAGGCCGGGCCAGUGGACUGUCAGGUGGUGCGUCUGGUCUGUGACACCGUGUCCACGCGCUCCGCCAGCCUCUGCGCCGCUGGCCUGGCAACCAUCGCCAACCGGAUCCGCCUCAACCGUGGCCUGGACCAUCUGAAGACCACAGUGGGGGUGGACGGGUCGGUCUACAAAAAACACCCCAAUUUCAGCGACCAGCUACAUGCGACUGUUAGCAUCCUCGCCCCCAGAUGUAACAUCAACUUCCUGCUCUCCGAGGAUGGAAGCGGCAAGGGCUCUGCCAUGGUAACAGCCGUGGCCCAGCGGCUCGCCCUGCAGUCCCGCCUCCUGGAGGACAGCGAUGGGGAGGAUGGCGAGGAGGAGGAGGAGGAGGAAGAAGAGGAGGAGGACGAUGAAUAAGAUUAGGGAAUGCAUUCAGAAGCUGUUUUACAUUAGGGGGUGAUACAAAUGGUAAAUGAAGCAACUAACUGAAGUGUUCCAGCAAGAAGUCCUACAUUUGUUUUAAGUUUUAAAGAGGUGACACACAAGAGUUUGCAUGUUUUAGUCCCCCUGAUUUCUUGUUGAACUGUAAUUCAGCAAGGUUUUCAGUUUCAUGUAGAAAUGCUCAAUUUCAAUAAAAAGAAAAAAAC
Molecule: messenger RNA, 1841 nt
Organism: Lampris incognitus (smalleye Pacific opah)
Lineage: Eukaryota; Metazoa; Chordata; Actinopteri; Lampriformes; Lampridae
Product: hexokinase-2-like
Exons: 11
Coding region: 115-1611 (498 amino acids)
Biological process (GO): glucose 6-phosphate metabolic process; glycolytic process; intracellular glucose homeostasis
Cellular component (GO): cytosol; mitochondrion
Molecular function (GO): mannokinase activity; ATP binding; D-glucose binding
Source: RefSeq, a predicted model, not a curated record